This is a messenger RNA of Aspergillus japonicus CBS 114.51, 462 nucleotides long. RefSeq lists its product as uncharacterized. NCBI's taxonomy places the organism in Eukaryota, Fungi, Ascomycota, Eurotiomycetes, Eurotiales, Aspergillaceae. The coding region runs from base 102 to 344 and encodes 80 amino acids. The transcript has a single exon. The record is from RefSeq and is a predicted model, not a curated record.
UGGCUUGUAGGGGAUAAAGUGGCAUGGGCCGAGCUAGUGACUGUUAGCGACCAGCUGCAGUAUUCUCUGGGCCGGUAGGCGGGAGGCACUUUGGGUGAUCGAUGGCCGUCUCAGAUCUGACCGGGGGGGUGUCGAUGAGAUCUGUCUACCGUACUCCGUACACGGUGGAUGUUGCAGCCUUGCAGGGUUGGCUGCAGUACAAUUGCGGGGUUGCGGUUGCAGACAACUCGGCAUCAACGACCACAUGUCAUAUGAUAGUUGCGUGGAAUAUCACGGUGUCCUUUAUGCAUUUCGGUGGAUUGGGUGUGUUUCAACGACAAAUUCGACCCGUUUACCUGCGGUAGACAACUGAGAAUUGUCCCGACUCGGUUGCAUAUAUAUUGCAUACCAGCAGAGAUGAGCUUGCCAUCCAAGCACCAUGCCAGUCUCACCAAAACAAAUAUCAGAAUACUAGAAGCCAGA